AUGGAAAUGCUCACUGCCCUUCUUCUCAUCAUCAACGGCACACAGCCACGGUUAACGUUCAACAUCGAAUAUGUUUUGCAACAAUUUCGUAAUUGGCUGCCAAAUGUGGUCCUUGAGAAUAUUGUCGUGAUUCUCACUAACUGUAGUCGAUACACAGUUAACUUUGAACCGGAAACAAUUGGCUUGCCAUCGACCGUGAAAACAUUUUAUAUGCAGAAUUCAGCAUUUUCAAAUAGUACGAGAAAAAUGAAUUCACAGGUCAGACAACGACUACAAAUUGAUUGGAAUGAAUCAAUGAGUACAUUAGACAAAAUAAUUGAUCUUCUAGAAACACUCCCCUCACUAUCCACCCAAGCAUUCAUUGAUAUGGAUAGUGAUAAGAAUGACCUGAGAAGUCUGCUACAUGAAUCACGAUUGAUUAUCAAAGAAUUGCAGAUGCUGCAUGAGGCAUUAGACACUAAGGAAUUACCAAAUAAAACUCGAAAAGUUUAUUUGUGGACAUCCGUUCAACGUCAUAAUACACUUUGUUCAAAUUGUCAUACAGUGUACCAUGAACGAUGCACUUUAAAUGAAAUACCGAAACAAGGUGAUAGUCAGCUAGCAGCAUGUGCUGCAUUCGAUGCCAGUGGUACAAAAUGCACAAAAUGUCCAUCAAAAUGUUCUGUCAAAUUGCAUUAUCACGCAAGAAAAUCAGUUAAACCUGUUGAUCGAAGUCACACGGAAACAUUGAAGGCUGUGGAAGCAGAGCAAUCUCUCAAGUCCAAAGAUGCUAUAGAGAAAAAAUUAGAAAAUCAACUAGCCAAAAUUGAACGACGCGCAGAACAUCUCGGUUAUUUAGAACGCGAUAUCAAGCAACUGAGUUCAACUGCUGCUAGACCUGAAGUGCAAAAGUUUUUAGACAGAGUCAACGAUCUGUGUAAUACUUCGUCAACGCAAUUGCUCCGAGAGAAACACAAAGACCCCGAACAGCGAUCCGAAACUUCAACCGUUGUUGUGUCUACCCUUCAACAGUCCUCUUCAGAAAAUAAACCUCGUCGAAAACAAGCAAUAUCGCCACCACCACCAACGCGAGAAGAAACUAUUGAUCGAGUGUCAGCUAAAGGUGAAAACACAAUAUCAACCAGCAUCGUCAGUAAACAGAAACGCUUAACACCAACGCACGCUACGGAAAUGAAUAUAGAUGAUCACUACCAGGAUCCAGUAGAUUCUCCGCAUGAUGCCGACGAAAAAAUAAACCCAAAAAUCAAAGAAUUUGACGAUUUCAUCGAGCAACAUAUGCGCACAGCACAGGAUGAAGAAGAAUAUCAUUUAUUGAAAGUUUAUCGUCUGAUGAAAGAACGUGAUAAAAACGCACUUUUACGAGGUGCAGAAAAAUUAGCCGGAAUAUAA
Didymodactylos carnosus is the source of this 1389-nucleotide messenger RNA. Lineage: Eukaryota; Metazoa; Rotifera; Eurotatoria; Philodinida; Philodinidae. The record is from the annotation of a GenBank genome assembly.